Messenger RNA from Trichosurus vulpecula (common brushtail), 930 nucleotides. Its product is annotated as olfactory receptor 5AK2-like. Gene Ontology annotation, molecular function: odorant binding; olfactory receptor activity; G protein-coupled receptor activity. NCBI's taxonomy places the organism in Eukaryota, Metazoa, Chordata, Mammalia, Diprotodontia, Phalangeridae. Gene Ontology annotation, biological process: G protein-coupled receptor signaling pathway; sensory perception of smell. Gene Ontology annotation, cellular component: membrane. The record is from RefSeq and is a predicted model, not a curated record. The transcript has a single exon. The coding region runs from base 1 to 930 and encodes 309 amino acids.
AUGACACAGGGAAAUGGUACCAUAGUGAGUGAAUUCAUUCUGCUGGGAUUUUUGGUUCAGGAAGAGGUGCAGUAUGCCCUUUUCCUUGGGUUUCUCAUCAUCUACAUAACAUCUGUAAUGGGCAAUGCUGGCAUGAUCCUCCUCAUCAAUAUUGAUUCUCGCCUUCACACCCCCAUGUAUUUUUUCCUCCAACACCUGUCCUUUGUUGACCUGUGUUAUACCUCUGCUAUCACUCCCAAGAUGUUACUGAACUUCCUGGUAUCCAACAAAUCUAUCUCCUUUUCAGGAUGUGUGUUACAGUUAGAGGUUUAUGGAACCUUUGCCGUCACUGAAUGUUACCUUCUGGCUGCCAUGGCCAUAGAUCGGUAUGUGGCCAUCUGUAAACCUCUGCGCUAUCCAAUGAUCAUGUCCCGAAGAGCCUGCAUACAGCUGGUGGCUGGAUCCUAUUGCAUGGGUUCUGUGACUGUAUCCACCCAAGUUGCUUUUCUCUUUUCCCUAUCCUUCUGUAACUCCAACAUAAUCAAUCACUUUUUCUGUGAUGCCCCACCAAUCCUUGCACUUUCCUGUUCCAGUGUUAAUAUUAAUGUCAUGAUGUUAAUUCUCAUUUCGGGCCUCACCCUGUCAACCACUAUGAUGGUUGUCUUCUUCUCCUACACACACAUCCUAUCUGCCAUCUUGAAGAUGCACUCUGCCACAGGGAGAUACAAGGCCUUCUCCACCUGUGCCUCCCACCUGACAGCUGUCACCAUUUUAUACGGGACUCUUCUUUACAUGUAUUUACAACCUUCUUCCAGUGAGUCCCAGGAGAACAAUAAAGUAGCCUCUGUAUUUUAUGGCAUCAUGAUCCCCUUGCUGAACCCUCUAAUCUACAGCUUAAGAAAUAAGGCUGUCAAAGAGGCAGCGAAAAUUCUGGGGAAGAGUUGCUCAUGA